AUGGACGCAGGCGGUCUUGCUCAGAUGUCUUACAACAACUUCCCUUCCAGUAAUGGCUUGGGUAUGCCAGUUACUGGUUUCGCUGCUAGAAGAGCUGCUAAUGGUUCCAACAUCAAACGUCUUUCAUUUGAACCCACUGCCAAGACCCUCGAUUCCCAAGAUAAUGGUGCACCAACCCCAAGAACAUCUCGUUCUCACUUACUUGCAGGUUUAAGAACUGCACCAAAGUCUGCCACUUCUGCAAACUUCCCAUCAACUGCCCCACCCACCCAAGUUCAACACAACACCGGCAACAGUGGAAUGAACUCGAGCAGAUACGCUGAUAAUGGACCAAAGACUUCAGGAUAUGCUCCAUUCAAUCAACAAAACCAUCAAAUGAACCAACAGAUGUACUCUGUUCCCGAACAAGUUCUUUCGACUCCUGAGAUUCGACUUGAUGAUGGACAUGAUGGAAUGGAUCCAAACUUGUAUGCUCAGCUUGUCGCCACCAAUCUGUAUCUCGCAGAACAACAACAACGUCUUCAGCAACAAUUGAUGAACGUUCAAGCUGCCGCUCAACAAAUGAGUUUGAAUGGACAAUACGCAACUCCACCAAUCACCCCACAAAACAUGGGAAUGUAUCAACAACAACAACAAAUGAAGCAAAACAUGCAACCAAUCAUCACACCUGUUCCCGGUGCUCAACCUGGUGUUUACUCGUAUUACAACCCCAUGACUGGACAACAAACCUAUUUCAUGGACAACAGUCAACAAUACGUCGAGUCACCCAUUGAACAAAGAGUUAGCUAUUCUCCACCACAACAACCUGGUACACCAAGAUUCCAAGUCUCCCCACCACCACAAUCGGAUGCACCAUCUUUCACAAGAUCUAUCAGUCCACCAAAGAAAUCUGCAUCGCCACCACAAGACCAUGCUCCUUUGCCUCCACCAUCUGCUGGUGCUUUCCGUAGAGGACAUCGUAGCUCAAAGUCUAUGGCUAUGUCUAUGUCUGGUGAGAUUUCUUUGGAUGGUCCAAAAACUGCUGGAUUACCAAAAUCUACUUUCCCAGGUACUCCAACCCAAACUGGAUUUGGUCCAGGUGCAGGACGUGCUGGUGAACAUCCAGUCAGACAACCACGUGGACCACCACCUAUUGAAGAAUUGAAAUCUAAGCCAACUGCCAAGUUUGAGGGUUCCAAGAACUUUGCUACUCGAACUCGUCGAAGUGCUGUUCACAACCUUGUUCGUGCUGGGUUGGAACGCCGAAGAGCACCGGGUAGUGCUUCAGGUAGCAUGUCACCUGUAUCUGAAGAUGGUGAGAUGUCAUUCUCAGCUGAUGACAAUGAUUCGGAUUCUGGCCGUAGUGGAAGUGGAAGUCUUUCAGGUCGUCCAAGUCCACCAAGUUCUCGUACAUCUCAACAUGGUGCCAUUGGUUCUAACCGCCCUACUUCAAGACAAAACUCUCUUGAAAUCAAGUCAGUCAUGUCUGUUGAAUCAUUCACUGCUGAGAGUGUUUCUGGUGAUGAACAAAUUGGUGGUAGCUUCGCUGCUGUCUUCAAGAAUGCUGGAAAGAAGCCUGAAGUAGCUGCUAUUCAAAAGAAAGCACCAAUGCUUGUUCUCACUAGCGCUGAGAAACGCAAAAGCUCCAUCUUUUAA
Messenger RNA from Botrytis byssoidea, 1635 nucleotides. RefSeq lists its product as uncharacterized. The coding region runs from base 1 to 1635 and encodes 544 amino acids. NCBI's taxonomy places the organism in Eukaryota, Fungi, Ascomycota, Leotiomycetes, Helotiales, Sclerotiniaceae. The transcript has a single exon. The record is from RefSeq and is a predicted model, not a curated record.